CUUGAACAUUUCUCAUCAACACGACCAACCACUUUGUCCAAGACAACAGACAUGGAAGCGCCCACCAAGCCGACAACCUCGUCGCUGUUCGAGGUCUACCUCCGUCUACGACCAUCAUUCGCCCCCAAUGCAGAGAGAUUCCUCGACGUCGACGCUGCCGCCGAGAAAGCUGCACCUACGCACAUCACGAUCCACCCUCCAGCACACGAUCAGCGCAGAAAGGCCGUAGAGACUUUCAAGUUCACAAGGGUGUUUGAAGAGGAGGCUACACAGCUGGACUUGUUCCAUGGCACUGGUCUGGGUUCCAUGAUGCAGGGUGUGCUGGGCGCCGAGGGUAGAGAGGGCCGCGACGGUCUCUUCGCUACUCUCGGUGUCACGGGCUCAGGCAAGAGUCACACCAUUCUGGGCUCCCGCUCGCAGCGUGGUUUGACCCAACUCGCCCUCGAUGUACUCUACCAGAACCUUGGAGACCAGCUCAUCUCAACAAGACGCGACCAUGUCGCACUCCAAUCACUCUUCGCGUCAGACGUCUCCGAAGCGCACAUGUCGGCUGCCAACCAAUACCUCGAGUCAAUCUACGGCGAUGCUCCGUCAGACACUCGCGCUCACUCGAGAGCACAAUCGAGAGCUGCCACUCCUCUCAUGGACGUUUCCUUCAUGUCGAACCCUCGUCCCUCCUCCGCCAUGGCCCCCAAGCGCCACAUGCCCCGAGUUUCUAGCAUGCCCCAGUUUCCUAUCGUUCAAGGCACCGACCUCGAUGUAGACCAGACGGCCGAAUUUGCCAUUGUCGUCAGCAUGUACGAAGUUUACAACGACCGCAUCUUUGAUCUUCUCGCAGGUUCAGCCGCAUACCAACCUUCCAAGACGGCCACAGCUAAACGUAGACACCUUCUUUACAAGAGCACUGAACAAAGCCCAGACCGCAAGGUUGUUGCUGGCUUGAGGAAGGUUGUUUGCGAGGACCUUGAUGAGGCGCUUCUGGUGCUAGAGACUGGCUUGACAGAACGUAGAGUCGCUGGUACAGGAAGCAAUGCUGUCAGCAGUAGAAGUCAUGGCUUUUUCUGUGUCGAAGUCAAGAAGAGACUAGCAGGAGCCGCCACAUCAAACUGGUCAAGUAGUGCUCUGACCAUUGUCGAUCUUGCUGGUUCCGAACGUGCUCGUGCCGCAAAAACAGCAGGCUCGACUCUCGCCGAGGCGGGCAAGAUCAACGAGUCUCUCAUGUAUCUUGGCCAAUGCAUGCAGAUGCAAAGCGACAAUGCCGAUCCUACCAAAUCAUCCAACAUUGUUCCCUUCCGCCAAUGCAAGCUGACCGAACUGCUCUUCUCAAACUCCUUCCCUUCAUCCUCAUCUUCUCACCACCUCGCCCGCUCGCCAAAGCCACCGCAAAAGGGCAUCAUGAUUGUCACAGCAGAUCCCCUUGGGGACUACAACGCCACCAGUCAGAUUCUUCGCUACUCUGCCUUGGCCAGAGAAGUCACCGUCCCCCGCGUACCUAGCUACACUAGCACAAUGAUCCCGCUCGCUCGUCCCGGCACUGCAGCAUCAGGUCGUCUCACCCCUUCCACUCCAGCCCCCAUGGACGCAGCGCUGGAAACCGCACUCGCUGAACUCGCACUCCUUCGUCAAGAUCUAGAGCUUACACAACUUCGACUCGAAGAAGAAACACAACGCCGCAAGGAAGCUGAAUCAUCAUGGCUGACCGCAGAACAACGUCUCGAGAACCUGGAACUGGAACUCCGCGAUGAGAUCUGGGAGGAAUUCGAAUCACAACUCGAAUCAGAACGUCGUCGCUACCACGCAGCCCGCGAAGCAGAACAAGAGCACGUGGAACAACAUCUCGACAAGAAGCUUGAAAUCCUCACCCGCGGCUUGGGAGAAGUUGAAGUUUGUGAAGAUGAAGAAGCUGAAGGCGAUGAAAAGAUCGCAGAGUUGGAAGAUGAGAAUCAGCGACUUAGAGAAAAGUUGCAGGCUUUUGAACGCGAGAAGGAAAAUCAGAGUCCGGUGAGGAAGAUGAGGGUGCUCAAGCCUAGGAAGUGGGAGGGUAAGGAGGAAUUCGGUGUUGGUUUGUUUGGUGGAAGUCCUUGAUCUUACCGACUGAGGCGAGGCAUUCGAGCACUUUGCUCUUCUUUUCGUAGUGUCAUGUUUUUUUUUGGUUUCUGUGCUCAUGUUAUGAGUAUGAUUUUGGCUGGAGUUUUUUCUGCGGAUUUUUGGUUGGAAGGAUAGAAUUGGGCUGUACUGUACUCAUGGAUGUUCUUCUC
Messenger RNA from Aureobasidium pullulans EXF-150, 2258 nucleotides. Its product is annotated as P-loop containing nucleoside triphosphate hydrolase protein. Gene Ontology annotation, cellular component: microtubule; nucleus; kinesin complex. The coding region runs from base 52 to 2085 and encodes 677 amino acids. Lineage: Eukaryota; Fungi; Ascomycota; Dothideomycetes; Dothideales; Saccotheciaceae. Gene Ontology annotation, molecular function: ATP hydrolysis activity; microtubule motor activity; ATP binding. The record is from RefSeq and is a predicted model, not a curated record. Gene Ontology annotation, biological process: microtubule-based movement. The transcript is spliced from 4 exons.